AUGGACAAGCGGCAAGUUCAUGGUUGGAGUGCAAAGCAACCACAAGCAUCAGCACAAGCACAAGCACAGGCACCAGCACAAGCACAGGCACCAGCACAAGCGCCACAGCCAUCUCAGCAGCGUCAUGGCUGCACUCCACAUGCUGCUGUACAGCAAGGGGAGAGGGCCGGACUGCACCGAGAUUCUCAGCAACGCGAGCCACAGACAAGAGAGAAGCGAAGCGCCCUGGAAACCUCGCACGAGUCACUCAUGAUCACCCCGUUGCGGCGGUCCAGACCAGUGCUGAGCGCGCGGCCACGCGGUACCAUGGACAGAUCCAUGCUUUCCCCAGUUACGGAGGAACACACUGCCAGCAAGGCUGAUGGCAGUGGAAGUGCACAACCACGGCGUCGGCAGCCACCAGUCCCAUUUCGUCCGCACAACCUUCGCAUCAAUGUACAGGGCGGUGGCGGCGGCGACGAGACUGUUGCCGAUGACGCCGACAGCAAAGCGAUGGUGCUCGAUGUGGAUGAUGUUGCAAAUGAAGACAUUGCAUGCAAGCGAUCAAAAUGCCUGGACUCCAGCCCCAUCGGGACCUACAGCAGCACUUCAUCACUGCGCAGCGAUCACGUCACGCCAUUUGGCUCCCCAGAUGAAAAGGCACAAGAGCAAGAGGCAAAGAGCAUUGCCCGACAACAACGAAUGCGAAUCUUGCAGGAAGUCGUCGACACAGAGCGGACAUAUGUCAACGGCAUUGAGACGAUGCUGGUCCACUUCAAAGUGCCCAUGGUCACAAGCAGCGCAAUCUCACUUGAGGAUGCGCAACGGCUGUUCCCCAGGUCCCUGGACAAGCUCUUGGAAACGCACAAGCAGCUGCUGGAACAGCUGCAGACGCGGUUUCAGCUCUGGCCAGCAAACACAGACUCGCACGCAGCUGUGGUCGGCGAUGUUUUUGGACGCGGACUUGCAAGUCGGGCGUUUUUCCAGCAAUACACGGAAUACGCGCGCGAAUUUAUCGACAGCAUGCAGCACCUGGCAAAGCUGACGCGCACCAACAGCAACUACGUUGGCUUCCACGACGACAUUGUGCGUCUGAAGCCUGGGCGACUCGACUUGGCUGCAUACCUCCUCACACCAAUCCAGCGCCUGCCACGCUACAUUCUCCUCAUCACAGAGCUCAUCAAGGUCACGCCUUCUGAUCAUCCUGAUCACCAGCAACUUUGCACAGCAUUGGAGAAAAUCAAGGUGCUGAUGGAUCAACUCAACGACAGCAUCACCAAAGGCCAGGAGCUGGUGGACGCAUUUCGACGCCAGGGAAAAACAAGGCGCCCGCCAGGAAAAGGGAGACGAAAGCGGCGGCCAAUGUCUCUUACGUCGACACUCACCAUCAUGGCGGAAUUUGAGCGCCGCUGUCAAGACGACGAGCACAAGGAAAAUGCAGCGAGCAAGAGGGGGUCGUCGCAUUCCGAGGGCAGCGGUGUUGCUGAAGAGCUGGCCGCUGCACACGACACGCAGGGCAGGAUUGGCACGCUUCCUUCGCGCUGGAGUACGAGCAUGGCACAGAUGCGCACUGCGGGCGGCGCAAAGCGCAUGAGCGCGGGCAACUACGAAGAAGAAGUGGCAAAGAAGGCAGCUGGCCCGGCCAACCGCCGUGGCAGACCAUUCGCCUUCAAGUUUACGGGCGGAUUUCGAGACAAAGAGAGCAGGCAGGACGGGCGACCACAGUCGUGGUGGCAGCGCGCGCGCUCAUCUUCGCUCGGCAGGGCAAAGUCAACGACAAGUGUUGCGGAAGCAGCAGCAACCGGUUUGCAGGACGCGGACAGGCAGACUGGUGAGAGCAGUGGAGCAAAGCAGAACGAGAAGGCGGGCCUGACUUUUGAAGGCGCAACAGACCCCACGAAAGAUGCUUCAUCCACAGCACAGCAGAGCUCCCAAGCGCGAAGUGCCAUGAUGCAACUGGCUGGUGUGGCUGCGACACACAGUCGGCGCGGCAGCGACAGUGGCGCCUCCAAGGCGAAAGCGGCCGCAGCGCUGGUGGCCCAAACUCAUGCUACAACUACCACACACGUGCGCCAGACCAACAGCAGCAGCAGCAGCAGCAGCAGCAGCAGCAGCAGCACGGACAACAAUAAAACACAAAACAACAGCAGCAACAGCAACCAGAGGAAGAGUUCUGGGUAUGACAGCAAGCUUGCUGGUGCCGGUAACAUGCACCAAGUACACAGGCAGCGUGCAAAGCAUGCAGACGGCACGCGCCAUCAGCCGUUGCAACAAAUCUCCAACGUCAUCGACACCCGGCAACAGCAGGCACAGGAGAAGGUGGUGAUCAGUCGGCCGUAUCAGUUCCGCCACGUGCAAUCUGGAACGGGCGGGCUGAAGGCGUUGAAGGAUUCCCCGCGCCAAAGAACAAACGCUGUGCGCCAUCUACUUGUUGCACCAGCAAAGGCAGAGGAAGCGAGCAAGCAUGUGGAGAUUACCCGGGCACAUCGCAGCCUGUCACAUGGCGACUUGAGGCAGAUUGCGGUUGUGAAGGAGCAGUCUAUGGUUGGGAAGGGCCAACGCACGCGUCGUGCCGAACACGCAACGGAGCCGCGACAGCAGCUGCAGGAAGAGGAAGGCCAGCAGCCGCGCAGUCGACUGUCCAGCGCAAACAGCAGCUUGAUGAGCAGCAAGCUGGCUCUUUCUGCCACCCCCUCGGAAACGGCAUCACCGGUUGUGCACCUGUUUCGGAAGCCGGAGCGCCGCGGAAACGCUGCCGGAAAGCGCCUGCUGCUGCACCAACACACGCAGCAGCAGCAGCAGCAGCAGCAGCAGCAGCAGCAGCAGCAGCACCAACAACGGCAACAGCAACAACGCUCGCAUCCGUUUGGUGUCAUCCAGCGUGGCGGCCGCCCGGAACCACGCCGCCACCCGCGCGUCGCCGUGCUGGGCUCCGCUGGCGCCAAGGAUGGAGAUGAGCACCACCACCAACCACAUCCACACCACCACAGUGAACACCACCACCCACAGCAGCAGAAACAGCAACAGCAGCAGAUGAGGGUGUAUGAUUCGCCGCGGCACUACUCGAGCAGUGCGAGUCGUAAGCAGGAGCAGCACCGCGGCGCGCUCAUUGUUGAGGAUAUCGGGGAGGAGGAGUGCCUUGAAGUCAAGGCCGUCCGUGGUCGUGCAUCGACGCAGCCCGAGUCUGGUGUGCGUGUCACGCUCAUCUAGUGGUGAUGUAUUGCUGUUGCUUUGGGGCGAGGGUGAGCGGAGCGAAGGCGCUGGGGGGGGAUAGUGCCAACCUCACUGUUGCCUUGAA
Salpingoeca rosetta is the source of this 3277-nucleotide messenger RNA. RefSeq lists its product as uncharacterized. The transcript has 14 exons. Lineage: Eukaryota; Choanoflagellata; Craspedida; Salpingoecidae. Gene Ontology annotation, biological process: intracellular signal transduction. The record is from RefSeq and is a predicted model, not a curated record. Gene Ontology annotation, molecular function: guanyl-nucleotide exchange factor activity. Bases 1 to 3189 code for a protein of 1062 amino acids.